This is a messenger RNA of Lycium ferocissimum, 888 nucleotides long. RefSeq names its product ubiquitin-conjugating enzyme E2-23 kDa-like. The record is from RefSeq and is a predicted model, not a curated record. Gene Ontology annotation, cellular component: nucleus. The transcript has 6 exons. Bases 165 to 716 code for a protein of 183 amino acids. NCBI's taxonomy places the organism in Eukaryota, Viridiplantae, Streptophyta, Magnoliopsida, Solanales, Solanaceae. Gene Ontology annotation, biological process: protein polyubiquitination; ubiquitin-dependent protein catabolic process. Gene Ontology annotation, molecular function: ubiquitin conjugating enzyme activity.
CCAAAAAAUAAAAAAGUAAAAAAAAUCCACUUCCUUCUUCCUCUCUCUCUUGUCUGAACCUUUUUAUUACUACUUGUCCAAAGAACUCAUUUUGCUCCCUCUCUCUCUCUCUCUCUCUUCUUUCCUCUUUCUCUCUCUAGAAUCAUACUAAGAAAAAAGCAACCAUGUCUUCUCCAAGCAAACGUCGUGAAAUGGAUUUGAUGAAACUGAUGAUGAGUGAUUACAAGGUUGAGAUGAUUAAUGAUGGCAUGCAAGAGUUUUAUGUGCAUUUCCAUGGACCUACUGGAAGUCCUUAUCAUGGUGGUGUGUGGAAAAUAAGGGUGGAACUUCCUGAUGCUUACCCAUACAAAUCUCCAUCUAUUGGUUUUAUUAACAAAAUCUACCACCCAAAUGUUGAUGAGAUGUCUGGCUCAGUUUGUUUAGAUGUUAUCAAUCAGACUUGGAGUCCCAUGUUUGAUCUGGUAAAUGUGUUUGAAGUGUUUCUUCCACAACUUCUCUUGUAUCCAAACCCGUCAGACCCAUUGAAUGGAGAGGCUGCUGCCCUUAUGAUGCGAGACCGGCCAGCAUAUGAACUACGAGUUAAAGAGUAUUGUCAGAAAUAUGCCAAGCCUGAAGAUGUUGGAGCUGCCCCGGAGGAGAAGUCAAGUGAUGAGGAGUUAAGUGAAGCUGAAUAUGAUUCAGCUGAUGAUGCAGUUGCAGGCCCUGUUGAUCCAUGACCCCCCUGCUAGAUUAUCUUCAUUGACUUUCUGUAUCUGUAAAUCAUGUUCUUAGUCCUGUUUAAAAUCAAGUUGAACUAAAACGUUCAAGACUAUUCAUUGGGGGAAAGAUGCAAAACAAAACUCCCCUUGUUUAUUAGUUUAGCUUCAAUGUAAAUAAUUUCACCAUUCA